Molecule: messenger RNA, 1086 nt
Organism: Dreissena polymorpha
Lineage: Eukaryota; Metazoa; Mollusca; Bivalvia; Myida; Dreissenidae
Exons: 4
Coding region: 1-1086 (361 amino acids)
Source: RefSeq, a predicted model, not a curated record
AUGGUAGUGUCGGAGCGCUGUAUAGAUGAGCUGGUGUGGAAUGCGUUGGCCAAGUCGAGCCAAACUACAGUGAGAUCUUUCCCUUUCUUUGCCUCACUUAUUAGGUGUGUGAUAGCACUGGUGUGCUCUAUACAGCCGGAGAAACCGGGCACUCCUCCCUUCUGGACCGAAGUGUUUAUGUAUGCGUUGCCUGUCAGGAAAGAUAUGGUGGCAACUGACAUAGCCCACAUGAGGCAGAGAAACCCUGGCCCCCACGCAGGCACACUAAAGGCCAGGGUAAUUACCACAAAGGGGCCAUCCACCUACACUAGCGGGGGAGACCAGCGCCAAUCCUUGAUUGUAGGACUGGCUGACAUGACUGGGGCACCAAAGGCUGUCAUUUAUGACAGUGCCCAGUUCCAGCGGUAUCAAGCGGGGCAGUCAGUAGUGAUCCGAAAUUUCAUCUUGAGAGCAGAUGGGUCAGUAAUUGUCACCCGGAAUUCGAGAACAUUCUCCACCUCCUCCAUCGUUGCAUCGGAUGGAUUCGCAUCUGCAGCCAGUGGUCUCGUUCACCCCCCGGAAGCCCCGUUCAUGAGCCUGGAACAGGCAGCUGCCUUCCCUGCCAAGACACUUGUGUCUGUUAGGGGGCACAUUGUGCAGGAGGACCUGGAAAGAGAGGUCAUGGUUGGGAGUUCCCCGACAAGGGUUAAGGAUAUCACGAUCUCCGACAAUCGUCGGAGAGUGAAACUAACCCUUUGGCGAGAGGCUUGUGAUAUGCCCCACGGUCUUGGAACGUUCAUCCAAGUCACAAAUGCUGUGACCAACGUUCACAGAGGCGACACUUCGCUGUCACUGACCUCAAGAAGCGUUAUCCAGACUGCUGAGGCUCCUUUAGAUGAAAGAGUAGUAACCAUUGAAGGCGUUGGGGGAGACCAGGAAACAAAACAGCUCCUUGCCGAUGAUGGAGAAUGCUACUUGGUAGCAACCGAGGUGUUAAGUGAGGCUCUUCCUGGCGAGGACAUAGACACAUGCAUCGCCCAGAAUGCUCCUGUCACCCUUCGUCUUUUCAUGCGAGGGGCCACAGUUGAGCGGGUUCAUGCAAUGUGA